GCACGGGGGGGCGGCGGCGCUAGCGGCGGCUCCUCCGCGUCCUGCUGUCCCGGGAAAGCGCUGCCUGCUGGCGGGCGAAGGCCAAGAUGGAUCCCAACAGGAUCAUCCAGGCGCUGAAGGGCACCAUAGACCCCAAGCUGCGCGUCGCCGCCGAGAACGAGCUCAACCAGUCCUAUAAGAUCAUCAACUUUGCUCCAAGUCUGCUGCAAAUCAUAGUAUCCGACCAAGUUGAAUUUCCAGUGCGUCAAGCAGCUGCCAUUUACCUGAAGAACAUGGUGACCCAGUACUGGCCGGACCGUGAGCCACCUCCUGGAGAAGCGGUUUUUCCGUUUAAUAUUCAUGAAAAUGAUCGUCAGCAGAUUCGGGAUAACAUUGUAGAAGGAAUAAUUCGUUCUCCUGACUUAGUGAGAGCCCAGCUGACAAUGUGCCUCCGUGCUAUCAUUAAACACGACUUCCCUGGCCAUUGGACAGCAGUGGUAGACAAGAUAGGAUACUACCUGCAGUCUCCAAACAGUGGGAGCUGGCUUGGGAGCCUCCUGUGCCUCUAUCAGCUGGUGAAGACUUAUGAGUACAAAAAGGCAGAGGAGAGAGAUCCUCUCAUAGCAGCCAUGCAAAUAUUUUUGCCUCGGAUUCAGCAGCAGAUGAUCCAGCUUCUGCCUGAUAAUUCCCAUUAUUCUGUACUGCUUCAGAAACAAAUCUUAAAAAUCUUCUAUGCUCUUGUUCAGUAUGCAUUGCCACUCCAGUUGGUGAAUAACCAGACUAUGACUCAGUGGAUGGAGAUCUUCCGGACUAUCAUUGAUAGAAAUGUACCACUGGAGACUUUGCAAAUUGAUGAAGAUGAUAGACCAGAGCUGGUGUGGUGGAAAUGCAAGAAGUGGGCAUUGCAUAUUGUAGCUCGUCUCUUUGAACGAUAUGGAAGUCCUGGAAAUGUAACUAAAGAAUACUUUGAAUUCUCAGACUUCUUUUUAAAAACCUAUGCUGUGGGCAUACAACAGGUUCUCUUAAGAAUCUUAGACCAGUACAGGCAAAAAGACUAUGUUGCGCCACGUGUUCUUCAGCAGACGUUGAAUUAUCUGAACCAAGGGGUGAUUCACUCUGUAACAUGGAAGCAAAUGAAGCCACACAUACAGACUAUAACAGAAGAGGUGAUAUUCUCUCUAAUGUGCUACAAAGAUGAGGAUGAGGAGCUCUGGCAAGAGGAUCCAUAUGAGUAUAUCCGCAUGAAAUUUGAUGUAUUUGAGGAUUAUGCAUCCACAACAACAGCAGCACAGAAUCUCCUUUACACUGCUGCGAAGAAGAGGAAAGAGGUAUUACCAAAAAUGAUGGCAUAUUGCUACCAGAUUCUGACAGAGCCAAACAUUGAUCCAAGGAAAAAAGAUGGAGCUUUGCAUGUUAUAGGAUCCCUAGCAGAUAUUUUACUAAAGAAGAGUGUCUUCAAGGAUCAAAUGGAGCUGAUGUUACAGAAUCAUGUGUUUCCCUUGUUCAUGUCUAACCUGGGAUACCUCAGAGCUCGAUCCUGUUGGGUACUUCAUUCAUUCAGUGCUUUGAAAUUUCAGAAUGAACUAAACUUGAGGAAUGCAGUAGAGCUGGCAAAGAAGAGCCUGAUUGAUGAUAAGGAGAUGCCUGUCAAAGUAGAAGCAGCCAUAGCCCUUCAGACCUUAGUAAGCAACCAAGAGCAAGCCAAGGAAUAUGUGAAGCCUUAUGUAAGGCCAGUGAUGCAGGAGCUCCUGCACAUUGUCAGAGAGACAGAAAACGAUGAUCUCACAAAUGUAAUCCAGAAGAUGAUCUAUGAGUACAGCCAGGAAGUUGCUACUAUUGCUGUGGACAUGACUCAACACCUGGCUGAAAUAUUUGGUAAAGUACUUCAGAGUGAGGAAUAUGAGGAAGUAGAAGACAAAACGGUUAUGGCCAUGGGCAUCUUGCACACAAUUGACACAAUCCUGACAGUUGUGGAAGAUCACAAGGAGAUCACUCAACAGCUUGAGAGCAUUUGUUUACAGAUCAUUGGCCUUGUUUUGCAGAAACACGUUAUAGAAUUUUAUGAAGAAAUUCUGUCCUUGGCCUUCAGCUUAACAUGCCAGAUGAUUUCACCUCAGAUGUGGCAGCUUUUAGGUGUUCUGUAUGAGGUUUUCCAGCAGGAUUGCUUUGAAUACUUUGCAGAUAUGAUGCCUCUCUUGCAUAAUUAUGUGACCAUUGACACUGAUACUUUACUGUCUAACCCAAAGCAUUUAGAAAUCAUUUACUCUAUGUGUAAAAAGGUACUGACAGGAGAUGCAGGAGAAGAUGCAGAGUGCCAUGCAGCCAAACUCCUAGAAGUGAUUGUUCUUCAGUGCAAAGGACGGGGUAUUGACCAGUGUAUUCCCCUAUUUGUGGAGGCUGUUCUGGAGCGCUUGACUCGAGGAGUUAAAACAAGUGAGCUUCGUACCAUGUGUCUUCAAGUUGCCAUAGCUGCACUCUACUACAAUCCUGACCUACUUUUGCACACCUUGGAGAACAUCAGAUUUCCACACAAUCCUGAACCCAUCACUGCACAGUUCAUAAAUCAGUGGAUGAAUGACACAGACUGUUUUUUUGGACUCCAUGACAGAAAGAUGUGUAUAAUAGGACUGAGUAUCCUAAUGGAAUUGCAGAACCGACCACCUGCAGUGGAUGCUGUGGCUGCUCAGAUUGUUCCUUCAAUCCUCCUCCUCUUCCUGGGCUUAAAACAAGUUUGCGCCUCACGAGAGCUCACAGAACAUGAGGAUCAUGCUAAAGAUGAAAAACACUUUGCAGAAGAUAAUGAAGAGAUACCAAGUGAUGAGGAUGAGACAAAUCAAGUGAGCCAGGCAAUGCAAGAGAACCACGGUGGAGGAGGAGGUGGCAGUUCUGGAGGUGGAGAGGAAGAGGAUGAAGAUGAUGAUGAUGACUGGGAUGAAGAUGCAUUGGAAGAGACUGCUCUUGAAGGGUUCAGCACACCUCUUGACCUUGAAAAUGGCGUUGAUGAAUACCAGUUUUUUACACAAGCACUUCUAACGGUGCAGAGCCGGGAUGCAGCCUGGUACCAUUCCCUGACCUCGCCCUUGAGUGAGGAUCAGAAGAAACAGCUGCAGGAGAUUUACACAUUAGCAGAGCACCGGAGAACUGCUGCAGAGGCUAAGACAAUAGAACAACAAAGUGGCUACACAUUUGACAACAAAGGACUGAUCACAGCAUUUAAUUUUGCUGGAAAUACUCCCGGUGGCAACUGAAGGAUCGGCUACAAAGGUCAAUGGGAAGAGUCUCAUCAUUACAUUUUCUUGAAACCAUCAUGACUUCUGAGUGAUGGGGAGGGUAAUUUAAUGCUGCUGAAGGUUUUCUGGAAAAUAGCGGUGUGCUUCCCCCACCAGAAUGCUCUUUCUAACCAGCUACUGUAAUGUACAAAUUCUUGUGGUGUUUUUAUAAUUUGAUGGACUGAAAGGAAACGUUCGUCCUCAAGGAACCUGGAUGACCGGGAGGGGCCAGGCUGCGUCUAAUUGAGUUGCACUUCUCAGGUUUUUGCUGUGCAGAAUUAAUAGAUUCAUAUGGAUAACAGUGCCUUCUGUUGUACAUGGAUUGCCUGAACAAAUGGAUUUUGGAGUGCAUUAUAAUUUUUUAAGUGUAAGGACAUUUCUUGAUACACUGUAAGCCUUGGUUCCAUGUUUUCCAAUCACCUGCUGUUCACGGUUCGGUUUAAUUGUUUGUUGGUUGCAUACAAAUUGCUGGGUUCAGAAUAUUAGCACAUCUUCCUUAUUUGGUGCAGACCAAAUGUGUAGAGGGAAGUGUCUGUUGGAGUUGCAAUGCAUACACUGGUUAUGUCAAAGGGUCUUAACAACGUGGCAGAUUUUCCCUGGAUGCAGUAGUCUUAAAUUGUUUCUCUUAGCCAUGAAUUCAACUCACUUGAGUUACAGUGGCUUGCCUGGCAGGUGGCUACCCUAAACCUACAUCAAUAUUAGCUCCUGCCUGGACAAGUGGUGUGGCCCUCUCAUGUAGAUGUUCUACAUGACAUUUUAUUUCUGCUUUUAUUGAUAGAUAUUGGAUUAUACUUGGGAUAAUCUCUUUGGUUUUUAUUCAUUCAUUACCAUUCCAGUGGUAGUACUGAAUAAUGUGGUACAAAAUAUUUGCAAUAUUUUAUUUAUUUUGAUAGAAGGAGAACAGCUCCAAACUUACUGUUACACUCUGUCAUGGUAUUUCUGAUCUGCAUUGCAGUUGGUUAUUCUUGUUCCAUGCUGAAAUUUCCUUAUUUGACAGAUUCUUUUUCCUAAAUUUUGAAGACUGAUUUCACCAGUGGAGGUAUAGACUAGAUAUUAGGAAAAAUUUCCUCAUGGGUUGAUCACAAAUUGGGACAGUUUGCCCAGGGAAGUGGGAAGAAUCAACAUCCCUGAACUGUUUUAACAACACAUAUAUCUCGCACUUAGGGACAGGGUUUACCAGUGAACAUGGGGUUAAGAGUUGUGCUUGAUCUUAGAGGUCUUUUCCAACCUAAAGGAUUCUGUAGAACAAAGUGUUUGUGGAGAAGUUCAUUUAGAGAGGAAGUGAUAGCAGUACUAAUUUGAAUAGGUGCCCCUCCUUUAGGUCUACUGGAAUCACAGUGAUGUAGCAAAAAGCAGUAGGGGUGCAUUAGAAUGUGAACUUUGGAUUGGAGAUAAAACGUUUAGACCACAUUUUGUCUCUAUGUGUUAAUUUCUUUAUGAUUUAAAAAUAUUCACCAAUCAAUUUUAAACACAUACUAAUAAUCUAUAUCUUUACAACAGUGUCUCAAAUAAAGUCUUUCCCAUACCCCAUAAAAUUUUCCACAACUACAGUAAAUUACAGACUGCUGGCCCUGUGCAGUGUUGAAGCUUUCAUUUUGUCAUUCUGGUUGAGUGUGAUAAAUCUGAAGCUCUCUGUGCCUUGGCUUCUGGAAAAGGCCAGAGGAUCUCUACCUGUUCCCUCGGGAAUUUUCCCAGCCUGGCAGCUGUGGGGCAGAAUGUUCCCUCUAUGCUUUCCUGUUUUCUGCAACUUUGUGUCAGACUCUAAGGCUGUUUCUAUGCUGCUGCUUUUUUCCUUUUUUUGCCUUUCCUCAGCAGCUACAGAGUCAAGUUACCUGGUUCAUGUAGCUUUUUCAUUGAUGCUACUUAAUGGCAACAGUGCAUAUGUCUCUUUUUUAGGCCUGUUGUGCAAAAUUGUGAGAAUUCCAGGCUUAGUAUUUCCAAAAGGGAACAAUCUGUUGAGCUUCAUUGGACAUGCUCUUUAAGGUCAAACAGCAGAGGGCCAGGAUAUCCUUAAUUUUGAAUGUCAGGUUAUGAAAAUUACAGGUCACUUGCUAAUUUAGGCUUGGGGGUGUAUUGACUGAGACUGUAAGUAGGAAAGCAAUAUAUCCAAUUUGUUGGGGAGUUUAUCAGAAACCACAAAAUUUUUAAAAUCAUUCGCAAAUUUAAGAAAUGGUUUUUGGAUGUUAAGGGCGCUGGUGACUUCUCUCUUACCUGUCAAUUGAAGUUAGGUAUUAGGCAGGUAAACUGUUUAAGCCCUUUAUUUUUUUAUUAAAAGAAACAAGACUGUCAGGUUGUGUUUCUUUCAAAGCCCAUUUGCCUUCUCUAUACUGGCAUGCAGAGUAGAAGAUGGAUUUAUUUUUCUUCUGCUAAUGAGAUUGCUUGCACAGUCACAGGCUAAUAUUUAGGAGUUGAUGUGUUCAAGGUAAAAUCUGCUUUUACAUAGCAUCAUCUUGGUGUCACUCAUCUGAACCGUGGCUGCUCCCUAGUUCUGCUUCUUGUAUACUUUUCAAAUCAACUGCUCAGAAAAUUUCAUCCAGAUGUUUCAUACAAGAGUUUAAUCAGCAGUGUGGAGUUGGGAAUCUUUGUUAUCUCUUUUGCAGUGGGGUCAGAAAUGUCUGAGGGAAUGGCAUGUAAAAAGGUUAAAUGCCUUUCCCUUCCCAGAAGAUUCAUGAGCAAAUGUUUCUACCGGCAAAAGCAAAUGUUAAUUAUUUUAUUCCUUUUUUUUUUUGAAAAGGGUUUUCAUCCAAAAAGAUUUAUUGGGCUCUGGCCUCCACUUAAGCAUAUGGUUUUCUUUUAACAUGAUAAAUACCCAUUUGUACACGAUCAUAAAUAGGUAAUGGAUUUUUGGUGUUUCUUUCUGAGCUGUGUCCAGCUUUGUACUCUAUUAAAGGGAGAAUAAUACAAAUGUGCAUUUAUUGUCUCACUUUGAAGCCGAGGUAAUCAUGGAAUAUCGGAUACCAGCACUGCCAACCAAGCAUGAUGUAUUUGACAUUGGAAGGACAGAGAAUCAUGAAUGUAUUGCAAAAUAAAACAAAGGCUGAUAACUGGUGACUUAUAUUGCCCCAUGCCAUAUUCACAAAGUGUGAAGAUGAUCCAUGUGGGCACCACAGUGGCUUUUCAUAGGAAAUUAGUGUUACGGGGGUUAUAAUCAUAGCAACUUACAUAAGCUGCUUUUCCAGAUAAAAUUAACUGAUCCUGGGUGUUGAACUGCAUAUGCUCUUUUGUCACUUGUGAAAGGAAAAUAAGAAUCACUGCAUGUUUGGCUGCCUCUUUUUGCUGUCUCUCUCUCAGCAUUGAAGUACAUUGCUUGCUUUCAUUACAAAGCAGAAGCUUUAAUCACAAUGGCCAGCCUCCAGGAAGAGUGCAGAAUAUCAAGCUGAGGAAAAGGUUAAAAAAUCCCAAACCUCAACAAUCCUCCAAAAGCCACAUGUGCACAAUCUGACUGAAAUGAAUGUGCUUUGGGAGUGUUAAGUCAAAAUAUUUAAAGAAUGUCACACAAAAUGGUAUUGUGAGAUUCUUUGCUUUAGGGAAAAAGGCUGCCUGUGGGGUGCCAGGGAGCAUGAAAUGCUCUGCUUUAGGAUAUGCUGUUUGCCUGUGAAGUCCUGGCAGUUAGUGACUCUGGAUUCCAUCCUACAUUGUAGAGGAGAGAUAGUAGGGCAGUAGAGGAUUUUUUUUUCUUACUGCAAAGCCAGAGUCUGUCUUGAGAUUGUCUUGAGCCAAAGGAAUUGUAGACAACAUGAAUUAUUAACUGUCCUAUUUCCAGAAUACUUUUCUUCUUUUUCUUCCCUCCUUUUCUUCUUUUGUCAGCCAUGAUGUUACUGGAUAUUUCAGGGAGCUUUCAAAAUACCUGAAAAGGUAAACCUUAAACAAUUUUUAUAAAAUCUUUUUUUUGAAGCAAUGCAAUUUAUCAGUUGCAUUUCUCUGUGUAGAACCGUCUCUCAUUUGGCAUACACAGAUGAUACAGAAUUUCAAAAACCCCUCACUUGUGCCUGGGGUUUGAUGAGCCUCUCUGAGAUUUACUUCUUAAUGUGGGCACUUUGAAAUCCCCAUACCAUGUACUGAAAUUUUCUCAAAGGAUAGGCAAAAGUGCACUGUAUAAUGAAGUUUUCAUUCUGAGAUCUUCUGUUAAUAUUUGGCAGUCUGGUGCUCAGCUCCUCAAGGACCUCUGUCUCUGAUUGAGGACAUUCUUUGAGUCCAAGAGUCUGUCUCUACAGGGAGGCAGAGAGUCGAUUUUUCUUCACUGCAGAACAGCAUACAGCAGGCAUGGCUAUGAACUCCUUAAUCUUAGGAGUGAAAAUAGCAUUCUUUUCUCGGGGAUAUCAGCUUUUAAUCCCAGGUGGGAUGCAGCAGAGAUGCACGUUCCAUUGUGUUUAAGGAAACCAGACACUAUUCCAGAUACCAGAAAUUCUUAGCAUAAAGCCAUAUCAUAAAGAGGAUGUGUGAACAGGCCAAGCUACUUGCUUUGGAUACCUCUUCCACUGCUACUGCUUCUGUAAAACCAAUCAGGGAAAGCCAGUGUAAAAUGAAAGAAGAAUGAAAGCAGUGCUGGAGCACUAGACAGGCAGAAACUUUACUGGCCUAUGGAUCUAUUUCUGAUACUCACUUCAAAUACACACAGAUACUCUUCAAAUACGAUAUACAUCAUCUAUAUGGAUGUCAGUACCCUGACUGACAGCCACUAAUGUGAGAUGAAGAGUUAAUGUGAUUUUUCUCUGGCAGAAAUCAGAUACGUCCCUUUAAAAACACUGGAAACUGCUUGUCCUGACUGAAAAGCAGUCACCAACAUGAGACACACAGUGGGAUUACAAUCUCUCUUAAAGAUUGUCAGCAUACCUCCUAAAGGGCUACUGAAAGUGCUCUUUGUCUAGGGAGCUGGCCAAUGAACUCUUCUUGGACUAGAAGAGUUAUGGGGAGCACCAAUACUGAGAGAAUCUGCAGGCAUAUAUGUGGUUGUGAUGAACUGGGAAAUGAUCCAUCUAAAUUCAGGGGAUGCUUUUGAUAUGAUCUGAGAUCUGAAGCAUCCCCAAUGUUAAGUCUUCAAGAGAAGUGUCCAAGAACUUUGUCCCGUGCCUGCCUUUGGGAAGAGAAUGUACUUGAGCAGCCCCAAAUUUGGUGGAUGCUUUGAAUUUGAGAUCAGAAAAUAAUUUUGAUUACAAGUUGUUUGUAACAGAAAAAUGAGAUGGAAGUGGUAUAUUAAUGCUAGAAUUCUCUUUGUAGGUUGUAGAGAGGUUCACAGUUUAAGUGUUUGGCUCUGUUCAUGGUGGGGUAGGAAUUAAACUUUCAGAUACCUGGAUUUCUGCAACAUGAAUACAACAGUGUCAGCUGCAGGAUUCACCUGGGAGAGUGUCAGUCAGGGGCUACCUGCUGGAGCAUCUGGGUUGUGUUACAUGAAAUGAAAUGCAAAAACUGUAAGAGUACUUGAUAGUUAAAGCAGUUGAGCAACAAAAAUUUUCUUGAAAUGAGAUUUUGAUAUUAUUCUCAGGUACAUUUUAAUUUUCAUGUUUUGUGCCCUUAUACAAAAUACAAAAUUUCUGCACAACAUAGAGGUCUGUUCAUUUCUCACAGAACUGUUUACCAUUGAAGGUGUCUAUCCAAGAAUUGUUCCUCAUUUUUAGGUGUUUUCAACAUGUUUGUUAGUGAAGUUGCAUAUAUCCUUUUUUCACCACUUUUCAUGCACAGAAAUCUUGGAAAUGAACAGUGCUUUGGAAAGAAAGGAUUAUGUAUAAGCAGGUUAUUUUUAGAAAACAACUGUGGCUUCUGAAAGAAAUACAAAACCGUAAAUAUUUAUACAAAAGUGCAUGAGGUAAAGAAAUUAAUGUAAGACAAUAUAAGCAAGAUCCAUUCUUUGAUCACAGCUGUAAUGUUUAUUUUUCAUUGCCAAAUAGUGUGUGAUACUUGCUUUUGAUUGCAUGUGCUGUUGGAAUAACACCUAACAUAAAUCACAUGUAAUGUUUUGGGGACUCAAAAAGAGACCAAAGAGGCCAUACACAUUUCUUUUGAUACUAAAAGCAAAGAGAUGAGCCCAGGACUGCUGUGACUGGAGGGAGCCUGCUAUGUGCUACAUUAGCAGAUUGAAUUGCAGGAUCAUCACCUUUGUAAAAAGCCUGAAAUACUACACUGUUGGUUGGCUUUGAGGGCAAGAAUUGACAAAUGCAAAGCAUGCAUUGAUGACAAGAACAACCUCUUCCUAGCUUAAAGAAUUCUGUACAGUGUUCUCUUAAGCUGUGCUGAAUUUGCUUUAAAAACAGUAAUAAAUCUUAUUGCUUAGGUUGAAUGUUACAUCUGUUGUGCAUUUAUAUGGGAAGAAUAAUAUUUCUUAGAAAAUGUAACAUGCCACCUACCACGGAGCCAAAUCUCAUUUUAUAGCUGCUUUUCAUGCAGCCAUAAAACUUCUUUGCAAGAACACCCGAGAAUUAAUUUUAAACAAAUGUGUGUGUUAUCCAGAGGAAUAUGUGCAUUUGUAGCAGUGUAUUUGUUAAUCUCUGACUCGUGAAGGCAGCUGUUCACUUAGACACAUUGGCUGUGAAGGAACAUAACCGAUGUUUGAUGCAGAACAUCCGAACACAAUUCUCAAAAUACCAAACUAGUGAAGAUAGUCAUCUGCACCAGAGCUUUGACCAGUCUUCUGUGCAUGGAAUUCAUAAAGAAGACACUUUUACCAGGCUUCCACAGGACAAGAAAUGAAUUUUCCAGGCUGGAACUGCAAGCCUGGUAUUUGUAUCAGUGGAAUAUUUCUCUGGUGGUGAGUUGCACUGAUUGAUAAUGCUUGUCCUUUACUGGAUGGGCCACUUCUGUGUAUCCUCCACAGUCUACCUCUCUAAAAGCAGUGCUUAGUGGUCCAUGUUUUUUAACUAGGGAGGCUGAAUUAAUGAAGUUUGCCCAAAGCCGUAGCAACGUGUUGCAGCUGGCAUGAGAAAUCGAAAUUCUGGCUCUGUGUAAGUACCUGAGAGUUUUGCUAUUGGCUCUAACCAAGCUAGGAUUUUACCCAUGCAAUUUGCUAGGUCCUGGUGUUUGGAUCACUGCUAACACCUUCCACAGAAGCUCUGCCAGAACAUAAUUUAUGAAAUUGCUCAGCAACAGCAAGUUCCACUAUUGAACUGUGGUUUUAAUCAGUCUAGCAGUGACACUAUUUAAUUGCAUUUUGUGUGGGUUGCUUGGUAUGACAAGCUGUCCUGGAGAAAAAAUGGUUCUCAGCACGGUGAUGAAUGACAUCCCAAUUGCUAAUUCCCCUUGAGGCUUUGAAGUGAACCUGAUGGAUUGGAAGCAGAACUCCAGAUGACUGGCAGUAUCAUCUGGGCCAUAUGUGAUGGUGCAGGUGGGGAAGCCCCUCUGCAGGUAUUUACAAAUAUCCUGGGUUGGUUGUGAGCUUGUAGAUUGUGAUUUCCACUUCUAACAGGCUCUAAAGAGUGUAUGUGUUUCUGAAGUAAAUAUUUGGCUCCUGUGCUGCCUCCUGCCCUCU
Catharus ustulatus (Swainson's thrush) is the source of this 10707-nucleotide messenger RNA. RefSeq names its product importin 8 (gene IPO8). The transcript is spliced from 25 exons. Gene Ontology annotation, molecular function: small GTPase binding. The record is from RefSeq and is a predicted model, not a curated record. Gene Ontology annotation, biological process: protein import into nucleus. The coding region runs from base 87 to 3227 and encodes 1046 amino acids. Gene Ontology annotation, cellular component: nuclear envelope; cytosol. Lineage: Eukaryota; Metazoa; Chordata; Aves; Passeriformes; Turdidae.